Colletotrichum godetiae is the source of this 1404-nucleotide messenger RNA. Its product is annotated as glucose sorbosone dehydrogenase. Lineage: Eukaryota; Fungi; Ascomycota; Sordariomycetes; Glomerellales; Glomerellaceae. The transcript has 3 exons. The record is from RefSeq and is a predicted model, not a curated record. The coding region runs from base 1 to 1404 and encodes 467 amino acids.
AUGAAGGGAUUCACAACCACCGCGCUCGCGAUAGCAGCUGCUACCACGGUGCUUGCGCAACAAUGCGCCGAUAUCAUUACCCCCAGCUACACAGCCCCUCAGGUCGCCGCUGGCUGGCAGGCACAGCUUGUUGCUAAUGGCUUCAAGAAGCCUAGGACAAUUCACGUCGAUAGCGAGGGUGCUCUGCUUGUCCUGGAUGCUGCCGUUGGUGUUUAUCGCGUCACAUUCAAGGACAAUGGCGGCACUUGUCUAUCGUUGAUUGAGAGCAAGCUUCUGGUCAACAACACAAGACUCACACACGGCAUGGCCUUUUCAGAAGAUGGUAAGACCCUGUACGCCUCCUCCGUCUCCCAAGUCCUCGCCUGGGCGUACGACGCAAAGGCCGGCACCGUCAACGCCGAGCCCGCCGUCGUCAUUGACAACAUGGCAAACAACGACCAGACCACUCGUACUCUGGUCAUGUCCAAGGCCUCAAGCAACUGGCUCGUCGUCUCCCGCGGCGUCGAUGAGAACUUCGAUAUCGAUGCCCUCGAUGCCAACAGCGGCCACGCUCAGGUCAAGGCCUUCGACCUGAGUAAGUCUGGCAACGACCCUUUUGACUUCAACACGGACGGCAAGCUUCUUGGCUGGGGUAUUCGCAACGCUGUUGCUGUCGCAGAGGACCCCGCUACCGGGAACGUCUGGGCCAUGGACAACUCGAUCGAUGAUAUCACGCGCAACGGCGUCGACAUCCAUGCCAACAACCCCGGUGAGGAGCUGAACUUGCUCGGUACCAUUACGAACGAGACCGACGCCGGUAACUACGGUUACCCGCGGUGCUUCGCCGUCUGGGAUACCAGCAUCCCGCUGAACAGCUCUCUCAACGUCGGUGAUCAGUUCUCCAUGGAGCAGAACUCGACCAUGAACGAUACCCGCUGCCACAAUGACUACAUCGCUCCCCGUUUGACCUUCCAAUCUCACUCGUCUCCCGUCUUCCUCAAGUUCAGCAACGACGGAUCAAAGGCCUUCAUGUCGUUCCGCGGUAGCUUCAAUCGCCCCGACCCUGUCGGAUACGCCCUCACCGCAGUCGACUUCUCCAACGGCGAGCCCGUCGCCAGCAGCGACUCGACCGACGCGCUCAAGAACAUCAUGUACAACAAGGACCUGAGCACUUGCCCCGAUCAGUGCUUCCGCCCAGUCGGACUCGCGUGGGACGCCAAGAACCGCCUGUUCAUGACCUCGGACGCCACGGGCGAAAUUUACAUCCUGCAGCAAAACGAUACUACGCCUACGUCAACGACACCUGGCACUAUUGUCACCGGCACCGCGUCUGCGACUGCCAAGCCUGAUGCUGCAAAUGGCUUUGCGCCUUCGCUUGGUCUUGGGUUCGCUGCGCUGAUGGCCACAACCUUCUGGUCUUUCUAG